AUGUCGAUCAAUGCUGCGCACCAUCUGGUGAAACCUGUCAACCAUUAUCAAUCUGGCGUGCCUGCGAUCAUGGCUCGCAUCUUGGCCAACCCAAGGAGGUCUAAAGGAAAGGACCCCGCAGCUGGACCACAGAACACGAGUCCACAAUCAAAUUGCGUUCAUCCUAACAAUCAUGACAAGAGUACCGGGGCCGCCAAGCUCAUCGAAACCAUAACAAACGAGCUCCAGUGCAGCAUCUGUUUUGAGCUGUAUCGCGACGUGAGAAGAACGCCGUGUGAUCAUAUGUAUUGCCGGACUUGCAUUGAACAGUCGCUACGACGCUAUCAAAAGUGCCCGUUAUGCGCAAGAAAGGUUGCCGUGCGUGAAUUAUCCCCAUGCCUCAAGGUCCAAGAUCUCGCUGAUCACCUGCGAGGUCAUAUUGCAGAAACGCCAAGUGGGUCGUCUCCAUCUCUACCUGUGAGGUCCAGGGAUGGAGUUUUGGACUUGACCAAUGUCAUAGCAGGUCGACCUGGUCCUCAAAUCCCAGGGAACCAGGCGUCAGGCUCGCAGCGUUCGCGCUUUGAAUCGUCCAGAAACUCGGGGCCAGAUACUCAACGUCCUCGCUUUCAACCUUCAGACAAGGUCAUUUUUAGCGAUGGGCGCAGGCUUGGCGUCUCUAUGUUGAGCCCGAGGGAUGGAGACCAUGACAGUGAUGUUUCGACUUCAGAGCAAGGGCACUCUACCAAUCCAACGAACGGAACCACAGGUAACAACCCUCCUUCCAGUCCGACUCGAAGGCGUAUCGCCCGCCCGCGUGGGAGAUUCGCACCAAGUGAACCACCAGUACCUCCCCCACAAGAACCUCCGGCGACCUUCACGUUCGGAAGCGGUCUUUCAACAGGUUUCUCCUUUGAUGCACCGGACACAACAAACGCAGACGGCGCAAACGCAAGAUCAGGGAACAGAGGAGGUCGCUCCCCGUGGCUCACGGAUCUGGCUUCACGCUUUGAUCAAACAGUGGGCUUGGUAGGCAGUGCAAGCACGCCUGCAUCUGGUUCAAGCGACAGUUCCCAUCGGAUGCGUUCUCCGCGGCGAUCACGUUGGAACAAAAAUGUAUUGUCUGAAUCAGGCCCAUCCUCCUCCAGUUCUGGUGGGUCCUCAGUUGGUCAGCCGCGCCGGUCUACUCCUCCGUCCGCAACGUCCAACAGGUCAAGCGGUGAUGAUCUCCAUGAAAAAUAUAAGCGCUUCUGUGAGCGGAAACAGAUGAACACGAAGUGGAUGACGAAUGAUCGGGAGGCCGUUAGGCUUGCCAGAGAUUUAAAAUUGUGUUUGGCUGGAUUCGACUGUUGUGAUUGCCGGGUAGCCUGCCAACGCGGAGAGGGAAUCAUAUUGACUUGCAAGCACACGAUAUGCACGAAAUGCUUCAGGAAACGCAUAGUCGAAAGUAUGAGAACCAAGGAUAUUGUAAAAUGCCCGACAGCACAGUGUGAUUCUGUCGUGACCACAAGAGAGGUAGAUAUAAUACUAGGAUUGAACCGGGCGGCCGGGUACGAAGCUGUGGAAUUGGCCUGGAUAAAGCGAGCGUUUCAAAAUGAUCAAGCGUAGUAGCACGGCGAUAGCGAUUGCAUUAGAUGGUGUAUAUAUGAAACUAGGAGCAUGUAUGAGAGGCGGGCGAUAUGUCGUAUUGAUAUCCUUAAUGGUCAAAUUGCAACAUUGCAUUUGUUAUUUUCCUUGCAAGUACUCGGAUUCAGUUGGGUUCAGGAGGUGAAUAUGAUUCUUUGU
Spizellomyces punctatus DAOM BR117 is the source of this 1761-nucleotide messenger RNA. RefSeq lists its product as uncharacterized. The transcript has 6 exons. Gene Ontology annotation, molecular function: ubiquitin protein ligase activity. The record is from RefSeq and is a predicted model, not a curated record. The coding region runs from base 1 to 1584 and encodes 527 amino acids. Gene Ontology annotation, biological process: protein ubiquitination. Lineage: Eukaryota; Fungi; Chytridiomycota; Chytridiomycetes; Spizellomycetales; Spizellomycetaceae.